Molecule: messenger RNA, 3237 nt
Organism: Lepisosteus oculatus (spotted gar)
Lineage: Eukaryota; Metazoa; Chordata; Actinopteri; Semionotiformes; Lepisosteidae
Gene: slc4a1ap
Product: solute carrier family 4 member 1 adaptor protein
Molecular function (GO): protein binding; mRNA binding
Source: RefSeq, a predicted model, not a curated record
GCAUUUGUACCAAGAAGCAUGGCGGAAGAAGUAAAUGUAACACGAACAUUAGAGCAGCAGCAGCGUGAGCUUACUGAAAUUGAAAUGAGUGAGAAAGAAGAAAGAGAACAGCCCGAUAGGGUUAUUUUGGAGACGAAGGGAGGAGAAGGGACGAAUGAAACCCACGCACUGGAAGAUCCGUUUAAGAAACCUGACGUUUUCAAGGCGCCUUCCUUGCCUUUAAAGAAACCCGGAGCAGCUGCCCCGGUGUCCACUGUUGAUGAAGAACCCGUUGUGGAAAACAGUGUGAAGUCUGUAAUACCCGAAGCCACGCACACAGGUAAAGAAGGCUUGGAAUCAGAAGGGGACUGCGGUACAUCUGGUGAUGGCAUUUUAGAAAACGGCAGCGACACGACAAACGACUGCAGCCAGACAACCUCUCCGACAACCGCGAAACCCGUAAAGGAUAACGCAGCCAGCGCAACAGUACGAGGUCUUGCAAGUGCGCAGGUCCUCAAAGCCAAACUCCCAUCCAAAGUAUCGGACGUGAAGUUUAAACCCUGCCCUCCUUUGCCAUACACCGAGCCGCCCUGGGGCGGUCUGGCAGAGACAUCUUACUACUUUGAAAUUCUGAAAAAUGGCACCAUCCUUGACACGGUACCGCUCACCGAGAGGAGCUUCUUCGUGUUUGGUCGGUUACCAAACUGUGAUGUGUCCCUGGAACAUCCCUCCAUCUCUCGCUACCACGCCGUGGUCCAGUACCGGCGGCGCGCUGGAGAGGAGGGCGUGAUCGGGGAAGAGAAGGGCUUCUAUGCUUUCGACCUGAGUAGUACACAUGGCACCUUCGUCAACAAGAACAAGAUUCCGCCCAAGACCUACAUCAGGCUAAGAGUGGGCCAUGUGCUCAAGUUUGGGGGCAGCACCAGGCUGUUCAUCCUGCAGGGCCCAGAGUGUGACGCGGAAGCUGAGUCGGAGCUGUCCGUCACGGAGCUGAGGGAGCACAGCCAGAGGCAGCGGGAGGAGCUGGAGAAGCGGAUGAUGGGAGACGGCUCGGACGAGGAAAGGGAGGGAGAGGGAGAGGAAGAAGGGGAGAGCAGCACCAGCGGGAGCUGUGCCAGUGAAGAGGGCAGCUGCACCUGGGGAAUAGGGGAAGAUGCGCUUCCAGAGGAGGAUGAGAACGCCGAGAAUCCCUUCGCCAGUGAGUUCCAGGAGGACCCAGAGGCCCUUUACUUGAAGGACCCCAAGAAGGCCCUGCAGGGGUUCUUCGACAGGGAAGGCGAGGAGCUGGAGUACGAGUAUGAUGACAAGGGCCGCAGCACAUGGGUCUGCAGAGUCAGGUUACCAGUGGACGACGCGGUGGGCAGACAGCUGGUGGCAGAGGUAACCCACACGGGGAAGAAGAAGGAGGCAGCCAUACAGUGUGCCCUGGAGGCCUGCCGUAUCCUGGAGGCUCGUGGGCUUCUGCGCCAGGAGGCAGUGUCUCGCAAGAGGAGGAAGAAGAACUGGGAGGAGGAGGAUUUCUAUGACAGUGAUGAUGAUGCCUUCCUGGAUCGCACCGGAGCCGUGGAGAAGAAGAGGAAGGAUCGCAUGAUGAAGGCUGGCAGGAUCCAGGAGAAACCUGAGACCUAUGACUCCCUGGUGGUCAAGCUGGAAGAUGUGGAGAGAGAGCUGGCUGAAACCGAGCAGAAGCUCAGCAGUUCCGGAAAGAGCUCUGACCCCUCGUCCUCGGAGGACCCCCUGGACGCCUUCAUGUGUGAGGUGCGGAGCGGGGCUGCCCUGGACAGCAUGGCACGCAAGAAGCUGCACGUCCGCAUCGCCGAGCUGCGCAGGGAAAGGCAGCGUCUCCAGAAACUCGUGGAGAUCACGCGCCCCGCACAGCUGCCAGCACUGCAGCCCACGGGUGGCAGCCAGCCCACAGAGACGGAGAAGCCCAGGAAGCUCUGCUUGCCCAUGUUUGGUGCCAUGAAAGGAGGCAGCAAGUUCAGGCUGAAGACUGGCACUAUAGGGUGCUUGCCCCCGAAACGCACAGACUUGCCUCCCGAGCUCCUGAACAUGAAGGAGAUGCUGCCAGGGCAGGAGGAAGAGGAGGAGGAGGAAGAAGAAGAAAUGCCUGCAUCACAGUUGAAGGACAAGGCAUCGGACAAGCUGGGGCCAGAGGAAGCUGGCAUGUCCUUCCAGGAAGAGGAGCCAUCCGAGACACACAGCUCUGGGGAUUCUGGGGGGAGGCCCCCGGCUGCUGCCCGGCUGGAGUCCGAUACAGGGGAUGGAGAGAUGAGACCCCCUGGCCCUGAAGCCCCCAGUACUGCCUCCACACCCCAAGGGUCCGUGCGGACUGGCGAUGCGAAAGCAGCAGAAGCAAGUCCCAAGAAGAAGAAGAAGAUGUGUGGUCCCAGCAGGCCGCCCGCUGGCCUCCUCUCGGCCCGGUAUCCAGAAGAUGACCCCGACUACUGUGUGUGGGUCCCGCCUGCAGGUCAGACAGGGGACGGCCGGACUCAUCUUAAUGAGAAGUAUGGGUACUGAGGUCAGAAGUCGGACACCCACACAAGAGGGACUUGUUCUUUCAGCGACCUGGCGCCAAGCAACAAAAGCCCUGGCUCACAAUUUUUCUUCUUCCUCCCUCCAUCACUACAUUUUCCCUGAUCUUGCAAAACUGUCACCUCGUUAAACACUGCACAGGAGAAAAGGGACUGAGAGUCUUCCUCGCACAGGAAUGUACUGUUAGACCUGUCACAGCACAGCAGGGUGUCUCGCUGGCCCUCAUGCCUUCAGAGCCAGAGGUAACGAACCUGUCAGCAUGUAAGUGUGGACUCGCAGAUAUCACAAGUCAUCACCUAGCCCUGGGUGACCUUUGACCUCCAUUUAAUGUGCUUCAGCAUGUCAGUUUUCUCAUUUUGCAGAAAGAGUGAAACAAAUCAUUAGGCUGUUUCAUUUGAACCUUUUUUGGUUUCUGAAUUAUCGUUUGGACUGGAAGAUGUAAGUGUGCACUACCUUCGGAACUGUUCUCUGCAUCUUUAGGUGUUUUUUAUUGCAAAUGUUCACAAGUGUACAAUACAAGCUUGUUUUCCUAGAUCUUAACUCUCUGACAGACUGGAGGGAACUAUGUCCUCAAGCUAUUGAGAACAGGAAUAGUUUUUCACCCAACCUUGCUCCAACCACCCUGUAAAUAACGUGAAGUCUCAUGCUUAAUAUUAGAAGUCAAUCUUAUCUCUGUAUAUUUUGAUAUUGCUGUUUAUAUAAUAAAUAUUAUACUGUAUAUAA